This is a messenger RNA of Pogoniulus pusillus (Red-fronted tinkerbird), 1573 nucleotides long. It is a transcript of the gene CD74, whose product is annotated as CD74 molecule. The record is from RefSeq and is a predicted model, not a curated record. Gene Ontology annotation, molecular function: macrophage migration inhibitory factor binding; cytokine receptor activity; MHC class II protein binding. NCBI's taxonomy places the organism in Eukaryota, Metazoa, Chordata, Aves, Piciformes, Lybiidae. The transcript has 9 exons. Gene Ontology annotation, cellular component: cytoplasm; cell surface; membrane. Bases 43 to 882 code for a protein of 279 amino acids. Gene Ontology annotation, biological process: positive regulation of cytokine-mediated signaling pathway; antigen processing and presentation; negative regulation of DNA damage response, signal transduction by p53 class mediator.
CUCGGGAGGCUCACUGCUGAGCGGGGUGCUGAGAGCGGAGCCAUGGCCGAUGAGCAGAGAGACCUCAUCUCCGACGCUGCCAGUGUCAGAGACACCCAGAGGUCUGCGGUUGGCCGCAAAGCUGCCCUCUCCGCGCUCUCCGUCCUGGUGGCCCUGCUGAUCGUCGGCCAAGCUGUCACCGUCUACUUCGUCUACCAGCAGAAUGGGGAGAUCAGCAAGCUGACCAAGGCCUCCCAGGCGCUGCAGCUGGAGGCGCUGCAGAGGAAACUGCCUGUCGGUACCAAGCCAGCAAAGAUGAAAAUGGCUGUGAUGAACACACCUCUGGCCAUGAAGGUCCUGCCUGUCGCCCCCAUGGCAGACAGACUGUACAUGGGUCCCCCCAGCAACAAAACCGAGGACCAAGUGAAGCACCUGCUGCUGCAAGCAGACCCCACAAAGAUGUUCCCGGUGCUGAAGGACAGCCUGCUAGACAACCUGAACAGCCUGAAAACCACCAUGAAGGAUGCAGACUGGAAGUCCUUUGAAUCCUGGAUGCACAAGUGGCUGCUGUUUGAAAUGGCCAAGAACCCUAAGCCAGAGGAGCCCAAGGCAGUCCCAGCAGCAAAAGUGCAAACUAAGUGCCAGGCAGAGGCCAGUUUUGGGGGCACCCAGCCGGGCCGCUUCCGCCCACAGUGCGAUGAGAACGGCGACUACCUGCCCAAGCAGUGCCACGGUGCCACGGGCUACUGCUGGUGCUGCUACAAAAAUGGCACCAAGGUUGAGGGCACUGCCACUCGGGAAAAGCUGGACUGCCCUGAUGUUCCUGCUGCUACCACGGAGCCAGAUGAGUUGAUGUUCUCUGGAGUGGACAUGCUCAAGCUGGGGGCAGAAAAAGUUGAGUAGAAGAUGCCAGCCAAGGCUUCUCCUCCAGCAUCCCAGCUCACCUGGUUUAUUCCAAUUGCUCUUUCAUUUCCGCUCUCACACUGCUUUCCCGAGGCAACUAACAGCAGGCACCCCUGUGAACCCCUGCCCCUCCAGGCAUCACCUGCAACCCUGCUGCAGGGCACCAGACAGGGCUGACCUGCCACCAGGACCAGUGCUAGAGAAGAAGUGUUUCCUCAGAGGGUGGGUAAGGCAGGUUGGGAAGUGAUUGAAUCAGCGUCAGUCCCACAGCUCCUGUCCCUUUUGCCCCUCGGCAGCCCCCAGGCUGAAGAAUGAGCUGCUUGUGCUUUCUUAUGCUCAAUCAACAUUAAAAGCAGCAAAACAACCUCCACCACCUUCUUAAUUGACACAGGUAGAAGCUCCAUUAGAUGAGUGGAGUUGAGUGGUUUAUUGUGGAGUGCUGAGUUUUGACGAUGGGACAUUCACCUUCAGCUUCUGCCUUUAGGCUGGAGAGCAACUGCAGUAGUGGAAAGCAGUGGGCAGAAGGGUUCUAGUUCUGAAUCUAUCUAGUAGUUCCUUUAUAAACGACCUCACAAGCUACUGAUCUCAAAUAAACUUCUGAAUAAAGCCUUGUAAGCAACUCCAGCAGGGCAGUACUGGCAAAGAGGCUGCAGCUGUUGGAGGUUAAAAAUAAAUCAGUGGGAAAAAGAAA